Racocetra fulgida is the source of this 1062-nucleotide messenger RNA. Lineage: Eukaryota; Fungi; Glomeromycota; Glomeromycetes; Diversisporales; Gigasporaceae. The record is from the annotation of a GenBank genome assembly.
CUUUUAGUUCAACGAACAAGAUGCAAGCUGACUUCGAGGCAGUACCAUGUUUGGAAGUAAUCCAAUUACAAAGACUACCUGAUACUGGGCUCAAACAGGAGUUAAUUAUGCGUUUAGCAAAUGAGGGAAGAAGACGUGCCAGUGUACCUGAAACAGGUGUCCAACAAACUGACAAAGGAAAGAGUAAGGAAGUUGUAGAAGUUGGGGAGUCAGUUUUGUUAGAUGAGCAAGGGUUUGAGGAGGAAGAGACACUGAGACCAUCGUUAAGAGAACCCGGUAACAUAUUUCAGACAUCUUCAGUGAGUGGAAUAAACCAGCCAAUAAGGAGAAACUCAGAACAGGCAGUUCAGAUGGGAGGUCCUGAAUUAAGUGAAUACCCAGUACAGAGUUUAGCAGGAGGGUUAACUACAAGUAUGAGUUUUGAAUUAGAGGAUAGUAGAAAUAUGUGGCACAAGAGAGAGUUAAGUAAACGACGAAAUCAAUGGGAGUAUAAUGAACUGUGUAGAGUUGGGGCCUUUUUAGAUAAAGCUUUAAUUUCAGGUGAUUGGGAAUAUAUAUGUUUGGCUAGGCAAGCAGUGAUGGAAAGAGCAUAUGUAGUGAGAGUAGCAGAUGAAGAUGGAUGGCAGGUAGCAUCAAAGAUGGAAUCAACUGAUAGUUCAGAUCCUAUAACGGAAAUAUUUGGUAUAAAAAGAGAGAGAGCAAGAGCUGCGGUUCAACAUUUUCCUAAGUUUAAGAAACAGAAAGUAUCUCAAGAAACAAAGCAGACUCAUUGUCAGAUGUAUGAACAGGAUACUCAAUCAUUUCAGAAAGCUUUCCCAACUGUCAUCUUACCGUUUACAGGUUUUCAACAAAGUCAAGCAAUGCAGCCAACAUUGUUUACACCUCCUCAACCAAUAUUUAGUAGUUACAUUGGACAGCAACAGCAACAGUUACCACCGUCAUAUGCUUUUCAACCAUCGCAGCAAUUUCCUAAGUAUACUUCACAGGCAAUAUCAAAAGUUCAUGUAUUGAAAAAUUUGUUAAGUCCGAUAGAAAAUAAGGCAGUUAAAUGUACAGUUGAAG